UUCUGCUGCCGCUAGGGGUAGCGGCGGCUGCUGCUUCCCGGGAGCGUGGUUUCUUUGAGGGCUCGGGAACCCUACAGAGUGGGGACUUGGGGAGGCUAGAGGGUGAGAAAGCCGGCGGGAGAGGAGGGCGGCGCUGGAGGAGGGCGGCGCGUGGCUGACUCAUCCCUCUUGAAGAUCAGACUGGCAGAGACACACACUCGCCCGCCCCGCCCGCCCGCGCCGCUCCACCUCAGCCAGGAGGCGCCCGCCCGCACCGCCCGCCCGCCCUCUGCGGGCGCUGUCCGGGCCCGGCCGUCUCAGAGAAAGUUUUUCCCAUCGGAGGGGCCGGAGCCGCAGCGGGCCUUUUGGAAGGGAAGGGGGACGGAACAGGAGGCGAGAGGCGCUGGGGCCCGCGGAGUGCAUGGUGCCCGGCGCCUCGGCUGCCUGGCAGGAGGACCUCGGGGCGGGGUCGAGCUGAGCCCAGCUCCUUCUUCUCCCCUCAGCCGCCCCAGAAACCGCCCUCUCGGACGGCCGCGGGGGUUCCCGCUCCUCAGCUCGCCAUGUCUCGGCUGCUGCCGCUGCUGAGGAGCCGGACCGCGCGCAGCCUGAGGCCGGGCCCGGCCGCUGCUGCCGCCGCCGCCGCCGCCGCCGCCGCCGCGCCCCGCCCGCCGUCCUGGUGCUGCUGCGGGCGGGGGCUCCUGGGGCUCGCGGGCCCCGGAGGCUUCCCGGGCGGCCCCCGGCGGCUGGGCACGCACCCCAAGAAGGAGCCCAUGGAGGCGCUGAACACGGCGCAGGGCGCGCGCGACUUCAUCUACAGCCUGCACUCCACGGAGAGGAGCUGCCUGCUCAAAGAGCUGCACCGCUUCGAGUCCAUUGCCAUUGCCCAAGAAAAAUUGGAAGCUCAACCACCCACCCCAGGACAGCUGAGAUAUGUAUUCAUCCACAAUGCGAUACCUUUCAUAGGGUUUGGCUUUUUGGAUAAUGCAAUUAUGAUUGUUGCUGGAACCCAUAUUGAAAUGUCUAUUGGAAUUAUUUUGGGAAUUUCAACUAUGGCAGCUGCUGCUUUGGGAAAUCUUGUGUCAGAUCUAGCUGGACUUGGACUUGCAGGCUAUGUUGAAGCAUUGGCUUCCAGGUUAGGUCUGUCAAUUCCUGAUCUCACACCAAAGCAAGUUGACAUGUGGCAAACACGUCUUAGUACACAUUUGGGCAAAGCUGUUGGGGUGACUAUUGGCUGCAUUCUAGGAAUGUUUCCUUUAAUUUUCUUUGGAGGAGGUGAAGAAGAUGAAAAACUGGAAACGAAAAGUUAAUCCUCUUAGAAUACCUAUAAAAAGAUGUAAACUAAUGUACCUCAGUAAUUAAAUAUGCUGUCACAACAUUUAGGAAUUAAGACAGUAACAGUAUAGAUAUGGGAUCAAAUAAUUUAGCAUGUAUUAUGGAAAACACUAACUUAUUGUGGCUUGAUCUUCUUAGGACAUCUUUUUUAAAAAGCUGUUUAGUAUCAUUUUGUGUAAAUUGUUGAAAUGCUUUUUCAUCAGUAGCAGUCAACAUUUUAUCUUUUCUUUUAUAUUCAUAAUGUUAUUUAAGUGUCAUUGAUGUACUGUAUUGACCUGGGGUUUGCUUAUUUGUUACUUAACAUGUGUACAUGCAUGAAAGCAUUUUUUGUUGUUCCCUGAUAGUUACAUUUCAACCUGGGGAUUUUUCCAAAUUACUGAAGAUGUUUAAUAUCAGUUAAAGAUUUUUUUACCCUCUUUUUGGGAACAUCAAUUUUGUACUGUUACACAGUAAACAUUUAUAACCAUAUAAUUUCAGUCAUUUUCUUAACUCGCACAUCUAUUGAAAAUGGAUAUAGAUACAGAUUUUAAGUAUUGUAAGUAUAUAUUACUUAUUUUAAUUUUCUGACUUUACUAUUUUAAGGGCCAGAGGUUAAUCAGAAAGAGCAAUUAUGUGGUCUCCCUGCUACGUGAAACCAUAUGUACUAACAAGCAUACUAUUUUUAGUUGAUUUUUUUUUUAACCUUUAGUUUCCCAGUUUUGAAUAAUUACAUGGUGGAUUCCGACUUUUGAGGGGAAGAAAAUGAGUAUUUUAGAGUCUUUGAAAUGGGGAUUGUGGAAUUAGAUUGAACUAAGGGAUUUAAUAAUCUGAUGCUUGGAAAUUAAGAGGCUAAAGCUUUUUUUAAAAAAAGGUAAUAGGAACUGUCAAGAAGGUUUAUGGUAUAAACGGUGAAGUUGAAGUGAUGUUUGGAAGGUUAAUGAGAUACAAAUCGUAUUAUGUGGUAAGGUUUUUUUUUUUGUUUCCUCCAAAGAUGUCAUCUUCUCAUCUGAAUGGAAUAAUAAGUCAGAAUACUCCGUACUCAUACUCCUAAUCUCAUGAUAUCUUAUUUAGUGAAUUUUAUUUAUGAAUAAUUUCUUUUGAAGUGAAAACUAGGUAUUUAAUAUUUUGCUUUUUUGCUACAUAGUCCACUCAAAAAUUACAUGAGGAGAAAUCCUUUUUCCCUCUGUUUUUCUUUUUUCUUCUUUUGUGGUAUUUAAAGUGUUUUUUAGGUUGAAGUUACUUAUUUCUAGUCUUGUAUAUCUGACUUAAGUAUAACCAUGUAAGAAUUAUAAAUUUUAGUUUUCUGAACCCUUAAACUUUUUUAGCAUGUGGUCUGUUACACAUAUUAAAAAAUUACUCUUACUUGUAACAGCGUAAUUAAAUACAUCAUGGAGGAGAGAAACUUAAAUUAAAAUUAAAAUAAUAUUUUGGCUAUUGAAGUUAUUUGUGUUGCUAAAUAGAUGCAGAGGGUUUACAGCGAUUUUAUUUUAAGGUUUUAUUUAUACAUAAUUACUUUGAACUCUUCAGAGGAGAUAUUGUUUCGCAAGGCAAUUUGUCAUAAAUUCUCUCAUGCACUUCAGAAUGAGUAAGUGCCAUCCUUUAAUCAUAGACUUUGAGGGGAGAAAGCAUAAAAAUAUAGCAUAUAAUCUAAAACUAAAUAUAUAACAUGCACAAAUAAUAUGACAUUCUUACUGGAUCAAAUCAUGAUUCUAGAACUUGAGAUCUUAAAUCGAAUUUCGGUUUGUAUCUCCCAUAUAAUAUCCAUACACAGAUAACCACACAAAAAAUCCUUUGUAAAAUUUCAGAUUGACAGGAUUAGAGUGUUUAAAUUUUUGGGGGGGAAAGGGUAGGAGGUAAAGUGUAAGUGCUUUCUUUUGUCCCUACCUUGUGUAUUGAUGGCAGUCCAUUCUCUUUUCUAAAAAUGUAUUUUAUUGUGGUGCUUAACUUCUUAUUAAUUAAAUCCCAUAUCAGAAACCUUGCCUGCGAGUUUAGAAAGGGCUUUUGAUUAUUGUUUUUUCUUUUUGCUCUUGAAAGUAAUCCAGUCCCAGGGAAUUAUUGGUGUAACUGAACAUCUCCAGAAUUAUUUAAGGUGUCAAAUAUAUAUAACCUUUACAUUGAAAGAUAAUUUUAAUUUAUGGGCAUAAUAAAAAUUUGAAUCAUUCAGGUAAUUAAUUUUCAAAAAAUGGAGACCUUUUGUCUUUAACUGAAGGUAUAUGUUUUUUAAGAUCAUAGUCUACACUAGUAUGGUGCUUUGCACAAAGUGAUUUCUGAAGAAUGGUUCUUUUUAAGAUAAUGACUUCAUGUGAUCAUUGUUUCAUGUUACUUGCCACAAAGAACUUUAAUUCAGGUUGAAACUGGAACUGUUUGUUUCUCAUAUUAGCUACUUCUCUAUUAGGAACACAAGAACUAUAGUUAAAUGCAACAUGAGCUACUUUAGUACUGUUUGUUUGAAAUUUGUGUUGUCCGUGUAUUAUGAUUUAUUAACUUGUUGAUGCAUGUAAAUUGGGUGCAUUUUGUUGCCAUGUAUGUUAAAUGGUGACCAAUGUUUUUACAAAGAAAUUGAACAAAAAAAAGUAUCUUUUAAGAAA
Molecule: messenger RNA, 3878 nt
Organism: Rhinopithecus roxellana (golden snub-nosed monkey)
Lineage: Eukaryota; Metazoa; Chordata; Mammalia; Primates; Cercopithecidae
Gene: TMEM65
Product: transmembrane protein 65
Exons: 7
Coding region: 540-1286 (248 amino acids)
Biological process (GO): cardiac ventricle development; regulation of cardiac conduction
Cellular component (GO): mitochondrion
Source: RefSeq, a predicted model, not a curated record